AUGCCAACCCCAUUAGACAAAGCUCUCAAUUCAAAGAAUGCAUUCCUAGUGGCUGCUAAUGUACUAUACGAGAAAAAAGCCUUUACUGGCGUUGUGACAGCUGCUGCCGUAUGGUCAAUAUGGGGAACUGAAAUGUUUCCGAAAGAGAGUGAUCCAACUGGCGGUAUGUUUUCGACAACCCCCAGCCUACCCCACCCUAGCCCUAGCCCAAUCCAAUCCAAUGGAAUCAUUUCCUUGGGUGCCAAGCUGAUGGGAUGUAUGACUAGAUCCAAAAACAUGGACCCGGGAAGAGCUGCGCCGUGGCGGAUUUUGAGAAUAAGAGACAUUGCGGGGUUGGUUGCUGCGGUGCUGACUUUUGAGCAGAGAAACUUAUAUCCGAAUUCGCAAGAUACCAAUGAGCAGCUGUUGGAGCGUGUUCAGGCAAACAUGCGAACUCCUAGACAGUGA
Molecule: messenger RNA, 447 nt
Organism: Lachnellula hyalina
Lineage: Eukaryota; Fungi; Ascomycota; Leotiomycetes; Helotiales; Lachnaceae
Exons: 4
Coding region: 1-447 (148 amino acids)
Source: RefSeq, a predicted model, not a curated record